GAGCGCGCGGGCGUGGUGCGGGAGCUGUGCGCGCAGCCGGGCCAGGUGGUGGCCCCCGGGGCAGUCCUGGUGAGGUUAGAAGGAUGCAGCCACCCGGUCGUCAUGAAAGGCCUGUGCGCGGAAUGCGGCCAAGACCUGACCCAGUUGCAGAGUAAGAACGGGAAGCAGCAGGUACCACUGUCCACGGCGACCGUGUCGAUGGUCCACAGCGUGCCGGAGUUGAUGGUGAGCUCUGAGCAAGCAGAGGAGCUGGGGCGGGAGGACCAGCAGCGACUGCAUCGGAACCGGAAGCUCGUCCUCAUGGUCGACCUGGACCAGACCCUGAUCCACACGACGGAGCAGCACUGCGCACAGAUGUCCAAUAGGGGCAUCUUCCACUUCCAGCUGGGCCGCGGCGAGCCGAUGCUGCACACCCGCCUGCGCCCGCACUGCAAGGACUUCCUGGAGAAGGUCGCCAAGCUGUACGAGCUGCACGUCUUCACCUUUGGCAGCCGGCUGUACGCACACACCAUCGCGGGCUUUUUAGACCCUGAGAAGAAGCUUUUUUCUCACCGAAUAUUAUCAAGAGAUGAAUGCAUCGACCCCUUCUCUAAGACAGGGAACCUCAGAAACCUCUUUCCUUGUGGAGACUCGAUGGUCUGCAUUAUUGAUGACCGAGAGGAUGUCUGGAAAUUUGCACCCAACCUGAUAACCGUGAAGAAAUACGUGUACUUCCAGGGCACGGGUGACCUGAACGCCCCCCCUGGGUCCCGGGAAGGUCCACCAAGGAGGAAAGGUGCCGAUGUCUCCGAACAAACCCUGCCUGCUAAAGGCCCCGAAGGAGCCAAGCGUGGGCCUGGGGCCGAGCUGGGCAGCAGCCUCGGGAAGCCUGUGAGGGACACAAGGGAGCUGAAUGGUGGUGAGGUGGGGCCUGUGGCCUCUCCCCAGUGGGACUUGGGCCACCCCAGCAAGGCAGAGGAGAGGGACGCCUGGCCUCCUGUGCAGGCCCCCAGCCAGGAGCCGGCAGGUGCAUCGGUGCCCUCGGGCCCCUGUGAACAGGGUGCUCAGACAGCCCCAGGCAGGCGGCCCACCCAGGGCCCCGAUCUGGACUUCGACCUGUCCAGCGACAGCGAGUGCAGUGAGAAGUCCUCCACGUCUGACAGGGAUGGCGAGGAGCAGAGAGCACGGAGACAGCUGGGGCCUGCUGCCGAUGGAGCGCCCAGUCUGCCGCAGGGGGGGCCCCCGGACGCAGCUGCCGGAGGGAUCCCGGCCCCAGAGGUGGGCACCGAGCCAGACGGACGGGAGGAGGGCGAGCGGGACAGCCCCUGCGGCCUGGGCAACGGCUACGCCGACAGGAAGGAGGCCGAGACCGAGUCGCAGAACAGCGAGCAGUCAGGCGUCACCGCAGGCGAGUCCCUGGACCAGAGCGUGGAGGAGGAGGAGGAGGACGUGGACGAGGACGACCACCUGGUGCACCUUGAGGAGAUCCUUGUGCGCGUGCACAGCCAUUACUACGCCAGGUACGACAGCUACCUGCGCGGGGAGCUCGGCGAGGCCCCCGACAUCCGCCGCAUCGUUCCGGAACUCAGGAGCAAGGUGCUGGCCGACGUGGCCAUCCUCUUCAGCGGGCUGCACCCCACCAACUUCCCGGUCGAGAAGACCCGGGAGCACUAUCACGCCACCGCCCUGGGGGCCAAGAUCCUGACCCAGCUGGUGCUCAGCCCAGACGCACCUGACAGGGCCACGCACCUGAUCGCUGCGCGGGCCGGCACAGAGAAGGUGCGGCAGGCGCAGGAGAGCGGGCAUGUGCACGUGGUGAGCCCCGGCUGGCUGUGGAGCUGCCUGGAGCGCUGGGACAAGGUGGAGGAGCAGCUCUUCCCGCUGCGCGACGACAGCUCCAAGGUGCACAGCUGCACCCGACGCCUGUCCAUCCCGGGGCCCCACCCGGUCCCGAGGUCCGGGUCUACGACUCCAGCACUGGGAAGCUCAUCAGGCCGGCCGCCCAGGGCCCCGGGCCCACGCCGCCCAGCACCUUGCCCGACCACAGGGAGGCCUCCUCCUUCCGAGCUGUUCAGCCCCACCAGCAGCAGACAUUCGGGGAAGAGCCAGCCGACACCCCCAGUGGAGAGCAGCCCGGCCCGACCAGGAGGCGGCGCCAGCCCAGCCUGUCGGAGACCAUGCCGCUGUACACCCUCUGUAAGGAGGACUUGGAGAGCAUGGACAAGGAGGGGCCACAAGAGGAAGCUGAACGAGGCGGACGCGGCCAGCGAGUCCAGCCCGGGGUUCAGCGCCGAGGAGGAGGGCAGCAGCUCGGAGGCCGACGAGAUGGCCGCAGCGCUGGAGGCGGAGCUGCACGGCUUCAUGUGACCACCCUGCCCGCCCCUCGCCGGGUCCCGUGCAGGACGGCGUUCCACAGCAGAGGUGUCUCCACGGAGCUGGAACACAGGAGGGGCUGCUUCCUUCAUGACAGCACGGAGUCGGCGAGCCACGGCUCACGGUGUCCCAGCAGGCGGGGUGUCUCCUUCGGUGCUGCGUCCUGAGGGUGCAGACCCUGGGAGGGCCCAGCGGGCAGGGGAAGCUGCAGCCCUGGCUCCACCUCCCACCGCCAAUCUGCCACGUCCUCAGGGGUUCCAGCAGCACGUCUCCGAGGGGUGGAGGAAUGCCCAGCACGGAGCCUGCUCGGCCUGGGGCUGGCGGGGAGCCCUCCAGCCCCGAGCUCCGGUGUAAAACCCUCGUGUGUCUGUUUGAGAUCCGACCCACCAAACUGAUUUUUCUUUUGUUUUAAUAAAAAUCCUUUUCUAAG
Molecule: messenger RNA, 2782 nt
Organism: Tupaia belangeri chinensis (Chinese tree shrew)
Lineage: Eukaryota; Metazoa; Chordata; Mammalia; Scandentia; Tupaiidae
Gene: CTDP1
Product: CTD phosphatase subunit 1
Cellular component (GO): nucleus
Molecular function (GO): RNA polymerase II CTD heptapeptide repeat phosphatase activity
Source: RefSeq, a predicted model, not a curated record